Pristis pectinata (smalltooth sawfish) is the source of this 4085-nucleotide messenger RNA. RefSeq names its product mitogen-activated protein kinase kinase 4a (gene map2k4a). Gene Ontology annotation, biological process: MAPK cascade; protein phosphorylation. Gene Ontology annotation, molecular function: ATP binding; JUN kinase kinase activity. NCBI's taxonomy places the organism in Eukaryota, Metazoa, Chordata, Chondrichthyes, Rhinopristiformes, Pristidae. The transcript is spliced from 10 exons. Bases 627 to 1793 code for a protein of 388 amino acids. The record is from RefSeq and is a predicted model, not a curated record.
UCCCCCUCUCUCUCUCUCUCUCUCUCUCUCCCUCUCCCUCCCUCUCCCUUUCUCAUCUUGUUCCUUCACUCACAGAUGUGACGCCAGGAGAGACGCAUUCUUAAUGGGAUUUUCCCGAAUUUUUCUCUGAUUACAUCUUCCUCGGGCUGCACACAGAUCUCAGUUCUUUUAAAAAAAAAUCUCUCACACACAGAGGGACUCUCUCUUGCUGUGGAGGGGGGCAGCGGGUUUCCAUGGCUUCUUUGUCAGGCUGCGGUGGCGGCGCCUCCAGGCACUCGGGCAGUUCCUAGUUUAAAUAUUGUUUUUCUUUAAAGAAUUAAUUCGGUUAGAAACUAUUUGGACUUUCCUCUGGGAACCGUUUGCGGCGCGUUGCCCUCGCCGUCUAAUUUUUAUUUUGGUUUGAAUCUUAUAAAUUUGUAUACCCAUUAUUUUUUUUGUGUGUGUGGAAGGUUUUUCUUUUAAUUAUAUUAGCUAAGUUUUUUUUUAAAUUUUUGUGUAUGUGUGUGGUUGUGAUAUGGUGCUUGAAAGAAAGCUGCAAGAGGAUUUCAACCGUUUUUCCUGACGGCGACGGUGGGGUUUUGGGUCCUGUUAAGUGAUUAAGAGGCUGAGUGCAAGUGUUUGUGUGUAUGUGUGUGUGUGUUGUGUUUUCACAUAUAUAUAAAAGAAGGAAGCGAGUGACCGAGUUGCUGCAUUGCAGCCCCCCUUUGGAAUAUUAUCUGUACAAUGGCGACUCCCAGCUACAGCAACAACUCCAGCAGCUCAGCACAGCAGCAACAGAGUCAGCAGCAAAACACAACCACCUGCAUGCAGGAGAGAGGCUGCGGACUCAUAGCAUUGAAUCCUCAGGAAAAUUGAAGAUCUCUCCAGAACAAUUGUAUGACUUCACUGCAGAUGACCUCAAGGACCUUGGGGAAAUAGGACGUGGAGCCUACGGUUCUGUGAACAAAAUGAUCCAUAACCCAAGCGGACAGGUUAUGGCAGUGAAACGAAUUCGAUCAACGGUGGAUGAGAAGGAACAGAAACAACUUUUGAUGGAUUUAGAUGUUGUAAUGAGGAGUAGUGAUUGUCCAUAUAUCGUUCAGUUUUAUGGCGCACUCUUCAGAGAGGGCGAUUGUUGGAUAUGUAUGGAGCUCAUGUCUACCUCAUUUGACAAAUUCUACAAAUAUGUAUAUGGUGCAUUAGAUGAUGUUAUCCCAGAGGAAAUCUUAGGCAAAAUCACAUUAGCUACUGUGAAAGCACUUAACUAUUUAAAAGAAAACUUGAAAAUAAUUCACCGAGAUAUCAAGCCUUCCAAUAUUCUUAUGGACAGAAAUGGCAAUAUUAAACUCUGCGAUUUUGGUAUUAGUGGACAACUAGUAGAUUCUAUUGCCAAAACGAGGGAUGCAGGAUGCCGACCAUACAUGGCACCUGAAAGAAUAGAUCCAAGUGCUUCAAGACAAGGCUACGAUGUGCGGUCAGAUGUUUGGAGUUUGGGAAUCACAUUAUAUGAGCUAGCCACUGGACGAUUCCCAUAUCCAAAGUGGAACAGUGUAUUUGAUCAGCUAACCCAGGUAGUAAAAGGUGAUCCCCCGCAACUCAGCAAUUCUGAAGAGAGGGAGUUUUCUCCCAGCUUCAUCAACUUUGUUAACUUGUGCCUUACAAAGGAUGAGUCCAAAAGGCCAAAGUAUAAAGAGCUUCUGAAACAUUCUUUCAUCUCGAUGUACGAGGAGCGCAGGGUGGAUGUUGCAAGUUAUGUUAGCAAAAUCUUGGAUCAAAUGCCCCCUACCCCUGUAUCCCCAAUGUACGUUGAUUAAUUUUGCUGCUGAAAAGAUGGCCUUAAAAUGGCUGAGAGAAAUCAAGGUGUAAAGAUUUGUUUUAUGACACAUUGCAGUGUUUCUAUUUUUAACUUGCUCAAACAGUGCAAUAAAAAUUGGUGUUCCAUUUUCCUUCUGUCUGCCCACAAUUGUCCAUUCAAAGCAUCCUUCUCAUUGUACCCAAGUCAUCACAAGAAUUUUACUGGACCUGAAAUAUUUAUUGCCUUUUUGGGAUAAACAUUGGAGGGUACCAUUGUGUUCACUGAAAUCUGAAAAUUUCUGGGACAUUGUUUAGCCAUCGCUGGGAAGAGUUUGAAACUGGAGUUGACUCAUUACAAGUAAAAGAACAAAAGUUGGAAAUAGUCAGGCAGCAUCUUCACAGUACAAUUCUGGAAAGACUGUCUUGGACUAGUUUUUCCUUCCAUUGCAUAGAAUAUUUUAGGCAAAACCCUCAAGGACUCCUCGAUAUCUGCUUUGUCUUCAAUGAAAGGAAACCUCUAUGUGAACAGGAUACUUCGAACAAUAUUCCAGUGCAGUCAAGCAACUUUGAAUUUUGCUCAACAAAGUGCAAUAGAUUUACUGAUUUUUAAUUCUGUUGCUUUAUAGUUAGUGUAUAUCAUGGAGGAAUGAAUUCAUCUGUAUUUUACUGUUAAUAAAGUUGAAAUGAUUUUUUUAAAAUAAGCGCAAAAUUGAACAGCAUGUCUUUCACCAAAAAAAUGUGUGAACUGAGGUUUGCAAUGAAAACAAAAUUGAUACAGGAAAGGUUUGAUGCAAAAAGCUGACUUAUUCCCCUAAAAUGGAACUUUUGUAUGAGUUUAAUGGCAUUCACUGUAUAUUAUCUGUAACCAUUAGGAAAAUUGGCCAACUCAUCUGAGAAAAAUUGUUUAAUAUUGACUAUUAAAAUCUACAGUAAAGAUACUGGGCUAUGGUGUAACUUUGAGCAGCAUGCUUUGAGUAAAGCAUGCUGGGAAAAAUAAGCUUGUAUUGAAGCAACAAAUGUUUUCCUGUUUAUCAGUCUGUAAAUGUACACAUUGAUGUCUUAGGAUUUUAGACUAAAGCAGGCUAUAUAUGGAUUAUGCAGUGAGCACCUGGCAGUGAUGUACUUAAAUGUUGCCCACCGACAGCUCAUACUGUGGCUCAACGUGCUAUUUUUACCAGAAAUUAUUUAUGCAAAAAUAAAUAUAUACCUGUGACUGCUGAAAACCUUGAGAAACAAGAAGCCCUCCAGGUUUAUCAGUGGUAUAUUGACACCAUUUGGCUAUGUGUUUAAUUAUUGGUUGUACUUGUCUGCUGAAGAAAAACAGUUUAAUGGUAAGAGAAAUGAAAUGAAAAGUUUGGAUGUUAGGUGCAGAGUCUUCCAUUUAGUUUAACACCGCUGUGAUUGACCAGCUCCAGAGGUGCUAUAAGUCUGGAAGAAUUCCAUUGCUUCAGAUAGUUAUAGGAAAGUUUUAAUUUUAGCUGCACAUGAACAGGACUUGUGUGCUACACAAAAAAGGAUUCCUUGUGAGAUUCUAUUUUUCAUACCAACAUCUGUGGAGAGAAUGUUAGUUUUUUUUGAGGACAGCUGAUAGUUUUUGUAAUGGACAAGUAAAUCCAAUAAGUAUCUCCUUUGUAGAUCAAAAUGUCACUAAAGUUUUAAAACAAAAAUAUGCAAAAUUUGUGUUCCUCUCUCCUGCUUUUAUAACUUAAGACAUGCUUCCCCUUCCCCCAACCUCCCAUCAUAGUUCAUUGUGUUCAAUUCUACUGGUGGAGAAAUGAACUUGAUUUAAAAAAAAGUCAAGAGACUUUUCUUCAAACUUCUCGAGUGGAAUGCCUGUAAAAUUGGCAGUUUAUACGUAUAUUAAUCUUAGAUUAUAAUCUAUUAAGGGUGAGGAAUAUAUUACAGUGUAUCUUUAAAAAGGUGUAUAAUGGUCACAAACUGUGAAAAUAGAAUAAGAACUGUACAUUGUGAACUUUGGUUAAUUUUUCUUUCCUGUAUCAUAGAAAAUGUAUAAAAAAUAUCAAAGCUGAUGUGCAGGGAUAUCGCCUUACUUGUCUGUGAAAAUGGAGCUCGCUGAGUAACAUCACCAUAGCAUUAUUUUACAGAGCUCGUGGAUAUUUCUUAUCCUGUAUACUGGUUUGACUUCUUCCUAUAUUUAAAACAUUAUAAAUGGAAUCUUAAAUAUUCAUAUAAUAGUUCUAUACUCUUGCCUGCAGGUCAGUUGUAAUAAAACUAGAACGUGACUGUGACCUUGUUCUUGUUUUGUAAGGUCUGAAACACACAAUUGCAAAAAUAAACUCCAAAUUGAAAUA